Messenger RNA from Gopherus flavomarginatus (Mexican gopher tortoise), 5084 nucleotides. RefSeq names its product microtubule associated tyrosine carboxypeptidase 2 (gene MATCAP2). Lineage: Eukaryota; Metazoa; Chordata; Testudines; Testudinidae. The coding region runs from base 378 to 1937 and encodes 519 amino acids. The record is from RefSeq and is a predicted model, not a curated record. The transcript is spliced from 7 exons.
CCGCAUUGUGUCCCUCUUUGCGCGGGUGAUGGGUUUUGUUGUUCCGUUCGUCUCGCCCUAGGGCUGUGCCGUGCCAUGGAAGGCUGCCGGGUGUCCUGGCAACAGAGCCUGGGCAGCCCUUUUCCUGCUGUCCCUGAAGCAGGGAGUAGGGGAGGCAGCAGCUGCUGCUAGGUGUGCAGUGCACCCUCCCCACUGCUGCAGCCACCUCAGCCCUCUCCUCCCCUGCCUCCCCCUUUCACCAGCCUGUGGAUAAACAAAAGGAGGAUACUGUCUCCACCCUGCUCCUUGCCUGUGUCUCACAGCUCUCCAUGCAGAGGGGGCACAUUUAGGGUGUUAGGGCAGGAGAGGUAGACACACACACACAGACUGCAAGAGGAAUGAUGCUUGAAUCCAUCCGUGUCACUGAAAAACUUCACUGGCCUGAGCAAGAGCUCUCUAAAAAGUCAGUCUUAAAUCCAGAAGAACAUAAGCUGACCAUUAAGAAUGAAAGCAGUCUUCAGCGCCUGUCCUCUGGAAUCCUUAAGGAUAUUUUCACAACAGGAACCAGUAGCUACAAUGUCCUUCUGCAAAGCAAAGAGGAGAAAAAACACCAAUCUCAAAAGCUGUCAUCUGCUCACCACAAGAGGCACAAAAAGUGCACCAAGUCUUCUACUACCUCGCGAAGCAACGAGCACCGCAAGAUCAAAGUCCCACUGCCUUUGCUCAGCAGUGGCUGGUAUUGCACGAACAGGCAGCCAUCCAUCUUUAUCGCUAGCCCAGUGUCUAGCAGUGUAAAGUUUACACACAGUAUUUCUGUUGCAGGGAACAGCAUAGGACUGCCACCUCGACCCAAAAGCAAGGCUAAGAGACAUUAUUUUUCUAGUCUAACAAAGCCAAAGCAGCCUCAGUUGUCAAAAAGCCAUGGUAAAGAGGUAGAUGUCUCUGGCCGAAAACUCUGUAUACUAACUGCCAUAAAGCCUUCCAAUGUGGAAAAAGAGAAGAUUAAAUUCUUCAAGUCCGAUUUUACCUAUAAUCCUCAAUUUGAAUAUGCAAAUCCUGCAUUGCCAAAUGUGUUAGCUAAGCACAGCCAAGCAUCCAACAAGUUUCUUAAACAGUCUGUCAGUAUUAUGGAACGGACAUUGCAGAAAUAUGGAAGCUAUGAAAAGUUUGAACAGGCUACAGGAGGCAGCCUACUACCAAAAAGUCGCAUUUGGAAUCAUGUCAGGAAAUACAUGGUGAAAGAAGGCUGCCUUGGUGAGAUUGUAGUUCAUCUCACUGAGGACCUGCUUUCUCGUGCCUCAAUGACAGUGGUGAAUGGCCGCCCAACUCUGACUAUCAAUGUUUCCACUGCACGUGAGCACUGGCUAGAAGGGAUGCUGAGGCAUGAAAUAGGAACUCAUUAUUUUCGAGGUAUUAACAACAACAGCCAGCCUUGGUGCAAUUGGCACGGACGUAAAAAGCUUGGGUUAAAGCCAAUCAACCCUACCGAGGAAGGCCUGGCGAGUAUUCACAGUGUCCUGUUCCGAAAAGACCCCUUUCUAUGGAGGGCUGCCCUUCUCUACUACACUGUCUAUCAAGCUAGCCAAAUGUCCUUCAGUCAACUCUUCCAGGAUGUGGGGAGAUUUGUCAAGGACCCCAACACUAGGUGGGAUUACUGUGUACGAGCCAAGAGGGGGUGGACUGAUACUUCCCAGCCAGGCUGCUUCAGUAAGGAUCAGGUAUACUUGGAUGGCAUCCUCCAAAUCCUAAGAUACAGGGAGUCUAUUGAUUUCCACUUGCUGAUGGCUCUUGGAAAGGUCUCUUACGAGGAUGUGGAUCGCUUGAAGGAAUUUGCGGUGAUGGAGAACAUGAGAGUACCACACUUCUUGCAGGACCAUAUCAGAUACAUGGAACAUUUGGAAAAGAUCAUGGAGGUGAAUGAGCUGACUGACCAAGAGCUCCAGGAUCUCAUAGUGUAACAGUCAGUCAGUCAGUCAGUCUCUUACCAGAAAUCUGUUCUGUAUGCAGUCGGUUAUACAGAACUAGACUUCACCACAGCUUGCAAAACUAGAAUGAGUCAACUUUUGUUUUAUUUUCUGGCAAAAAUCUAGACUAUUUAGAUUUGUUAAUUUUUUUUUAAAAAAGAAAAAAAUUCAAACCUCAGACUAUCGAUUCAGGAAUGUUUCUUUGAAAAAAAGAGUUCUUUGAGAUUCUUUCCUCACUCCCAUAAUAUAUAUUGGUGGGGUUUUUUUUAAGGUUUUGUGCCUCUUCCAAAUUAAAUUAUGGAUUGAACAUAGGCACAUCAUUUAGGAUUUCCCUUGUAACUGGUCAGUCCCAUUGUCCCUUAAAUGUUCUGUACACUGAGCAGGAUCGUUUGAAAUGUCUUGCUUUUAUGAUAUGCUGCUUUUUAUUCUUUCUAAAGUCUGCAUUUUGUAAUUUUUCCCCCUUGGCUCACUGGCAUUGGCCUCAUUUCUGGUCACGGCCUUCACAACACUCCCCCUACAGCAGCACAGUUGUGGAACUACUACAGACUAUGCCACCAUCUUCUUAACUCUACCCCAUUGUAUAUUGCUUCCCUCCUUGUAAGAUCACAAUGCGCAGACACACGCCUUAUACAACAGUAUUGUAGUUUGGACAUGCGAGAAAGGCGAUUUCCAUACUUCACAUUUCAAAUAGCAGCAGUUAAGGUUGCUGUGUAAAUGGCUGUAAACAGACUAGAAAGUUGCCCUCUUCCUCCCAAGAGGGGUUGUGCUGUUGCAGCAUUGAAUAUAUGCCUUUCACUGUCCUCCUCUGGCUUGUACAGUACAGGUUUCAAGAGGAUGAGCUGCAGGAAAGGGCCUUUUUUUGCCCUGGAGGACCCAUUUAGCAAAUGGAACAUGUUAGUGGUUUGGAAGAAGGAGUGGGCUGAACUGAGUUUUCUGACUGAUGUACAUAGUGAAUCCAGAUACGAGGCCAUAUUUCAUUUAAAAAAGUAAAAGCUCCCCUUCGCUCUAGCGCCUGAACCCUGUGUGGGUUUGGUUACUUGGAGUGGUUUCGGCCCUAAUGCUGCCAGGAGCUCUGCCCUCAUGGAGCUCACUGCCAGAUUGGGAACUUUAAUGGGCGGGGGACAAAAUUCACAAGUGCCCUAUUCCAAUAUUCAAAGCACCUGAAGAGUUCUGGCACAUCUGAAGCAGCCUGAGCUCUGUUUUGAAUGUGGGUUCCAUACAAAACAAGUAGCGAAAGCACACAAUUGUAGGGUCAUCUAUUCAAAGUAAUAACUUAGGCAAGGCAAGAGGGUUGUUCACUACAGAGACCACAUUUUCUGAGUCCAGAGUAUUAGAAAAGCGCUAAUAGUGGCUCCCUAGCACAUGCUGAAUCGAGCUUUGCACCUGAAAUAUUGGGCUUACUUUAAAUUCAGAUCAUUUUACCAAGGCUAAAUGCAGCCAUUAGGCCCUUGGGUUUCUGGAAGAGUCUCAGACUCACAACUCCUUCCCUUGCGCCUAUGGGGAGUGGGGACAGGAGCACCAUACUGCAGCUGUGAAAACGGUUCAGCUUGCUUCCCUGCCCCCAUAUGGGCUCAGCUCUGCUGGUCAGUGUGUUGUCGGAUGGGGGAAGAGAAUUGGAGCCAAAGUUCCACUCCCCUGCUUUGCGGAGGAAAUACUGGCCACAAUCUUCCCCUCCUCCCGUAGAGCAGGCACUGCCUGCAGUAUGUGGAGCAUUAAUGCAGACACACCAUGGGGGUAGUGAGGUGUGACUCCUCAGCAUGGCUGCCUCUGGCUCAAUGACAAUCCAGCCCCCAGCAUCGAGUUGCGUGGAACUUAGUGGCUUUUGAUUAAGGAAUGGAAUAACUUCCAAAGACUCUGACUUUACACCAAGUAUGAUGGUGUCCAUUCCAGAUUUAAAGUUUAAACACAUUUUGUGACCAGUGAGCGGAAAAGAAAUCUCACCUAGCAUAGAGGUUUUGAAGUUUUUGAAUAACCCAUCAAACCAGCUGCCUUUAAAGUACUAUUACAUAUCUGUGCUGUGGUGGCUGCCUGGUUGAAAAAAAUAAAAAUAAAAACAUUUGAGCUGCUCCAGGAAUUCAAUAAGCAAAUUUGCUGAUCUGUUUUACAAGACAUGGACCAAGAACACCUCACAGUAGCCUUAAUUUUGUAUUGUUUAACAGCUUCAAACUCUUUUAAUCUCUGCAUUCUAGUGGGUGAAACUUUCUCUCUGCCCUCAAAAUAUCAGUCUUAGCCUUGCCUGCCUAGCUUUGUUCAAAGCCCUUCAGGCGAACUGGGAAGCUGCUGUAUGACUGCAUCAACCUGGUGGAAAUAUUUGCACAGCAGUACCCAAUAAUGCACCCAGACAUUCAGAAUGCUCAUCUAUUUUGCUGUGAGCAGCAGAAGUGCAGAUCAAACUUUUCACAUGUCAAAGGUUGAAUGUGAAGAUUUCAGGUAAAAUCCAUCCUUGGGGGUAAUUGGAUUGAGGCCUGUGGAAUUACACCAGGGAUGAAUUUGGGCCACUGCGUUGAAGCAUAGAUACAUAUAUCCCAUUCUGUGUGAAAGGGUCAUAAGUUACAGGUGAACUUUUUUUAACUGAAAUAACCCCUGCAUUUCUCCAAUUGCUUCUGUAGUAAAUACAAACAUAUGCUUAAGCAACCCAAUAUAGUCACGAGAAUAGUCUUGAAUAUUAUAUUUACAGUAAUGGAGUCACUGAAAACAUUAUGUUUAUGUGUAAUUAUUGUCACAGAAUAUGAUAGUUACCACCCCUUCUCAACGGCCUGCUGAUACUCCAUUACUGCUCUGGGGGUUUGCUGAUAUAAACUCCAGGGGCUUAUUUUUCUUCUUUAAAAGACCUGGGAUUUAUUUUCCCCACAGAAGUUGCUCCCAUUCCACUUCUACCAUUCUCCAUUAUGCAAAUAGGUGUACUCCAGUACAAGCUUAGAUUCUGGAAGUGGCAGCAUGAUGUGUCAACAUAACAAUUGUACUGUAGCAGGCACAAAUAUCAACCCCUAUUUCUCAGCACCAAGCUUGUCCUGCCUCCUUGUAACAGCGUUUCAGAUUUGUAAUGGUAGUUUUGUAAACUUUUUGAAAUUUUUAUUGUGAUGGACCUUGUUAUUGUCACAGUAUUGAAGUUCUGUAAUAAAGUAUUUGGAUGAUACUGCA